CAAAUACUGAGAGGUACUAUAGAAAUUAUGAAUUCAACACUCAUUUCUCCGUCUAAUUUCCACAGUCAUAGUCACAAUGCUCAUGAUCUUGUCAAUAGACUCCCUAUGAUUCGCUCAGACGCUGUAAAUAGUUCGCGAUUUCCACUGUAACCCACCUGGUCUUGGUGCGGUCUCCCCCGAUCUUCCCGCUCUGGGCUGGCCUUAAAUUUUUGAUAGGCGCAUCCAAUUACUUUUUAGUAGAGGCAACUGGAGGAAAUUCUUGCUUCAUCCAUCCAUCCACUCUUUGUUCUUGUCAUCAUCACCAAACACAAUCUUCGAUUCUUUCAACACUCAGGCCAACAACGCUGAGUUACUUCAUCGAACGUUACAGUUCUAAUAUAUAGUCAUUCACGAUGGGUUGGUUUUGGGCAGACACGCCUGUUCCUGCGGUUCCUGUUGGACACCCAGCUACUACCGACAAGGCUCCUCCACCUGGCUGCCCUAUGCACCAAAAGUCUGCCGAUGCCAUGAACCCCGUGGCUAAGCCCAAGAAGCCUGUCGAUCUUCCUUCCACCUCAGGAUGUCCCGUGCCUCACGCCGCCCGAACCCAAGAGCAGCCCAAAUCUUUGAUCUCCCAGCUCAACCCUCUGAAUUACAUGUUCCCCGAUCUAUCGCAAAAGCCGGCUCCUAACCAAUCAUUCGCUCUCCCGACAACCCGAGAUGAGUCUACCAUCCCCAAGGGUACAGGAGAUGGCAACUGGGAGUACCCGUCUCCUCAGCAGAUGUACAACGCGCUACUGCGCAAGGGAUAUACCGAUACCGAUAUCACCGCCGUCGAGGGUAUGGUUUCGGUACACAACUUCUUAAAUGAGGGCGCAUGGCAGGAGAUUCUUGGCUGGGAACAACGAUUUGCACGGGGGCUAUACAAAGGAUGGCAGAUCUGCAAGAGGGGCGAAGGUCACGUUCAGGAAGCGCUUGAUCGCCAAAGGGACGGUGUUGAUACCGAGCCUAGUCUCGUUCGCUUCCAGGGCCGGCCCAAGGAGUUGACUCCCAAGGCCACUAUGAUGCAGGUUCUGGGCUGGAUUUACCCUUCAAAGUUUGGCACCGAACCUCCCUUUGACCGACAUGACUGGUACGUUGCGCGAGAGAUCAACGGCCAAAGGAAGGAGAUUCGAUACAUCAUCGACUAUUACUCUGGCGAGCCCGAUGCCCACGGUGACCCUGUCUUCUUCCUCGAUGUGCGUCCUGCCGCCACGCCCUUGGGUGCCGCCGAGCGUAUCAUUCGCUGGAGUACCGAUACCUGGUGGAAGGCUAUCGGCGGCGACAGACACGAGCAGGAUCCCCAGCCUUGGUUCCGUGGCACUUCUUAAAAUGAUUUCUUUGGCGCUUGGGUCAUGAUGGAAGCAGGUGUUUUCUGAAAAGGUUCUGGCGCGAUGCAUUCUCCUCUCUAAUUGUUCUGAUUGGAUGUAUUUCUAUAAUGACGGCUGGCAUGGAGUCACUUAUUUGGGCUCGAAAACGGAGGCAAUCGGAGCAGUUGUGUAUUAUAUACCACUCAUUAGAACUUAGUUCAAGUUCACAGCCAAUUCGUUCACUUGGUCUAGAAGAGCCUGGUCCUCUCCAGCUGCAUUCUUGAGCACCUUUUCCAGCUGGUGGUCAACGGUCUGGCCAGGGAUGUCAGACACAGUACCCUGUGCCUGUUGGAUACGAGCCAUCUGGAACUGCAAGAAGAACUUUGGAACCUUGAUCGCAAGACUUCCACCAGUUGAUCUGAUACCAGCCUCAGUUGCGAGGUAAACAUUGAGCUCAUUCUGGAACGUAUCCAGGUUGUUGUUGGCCAGGGGUGAUGUGGUUGCAAACUUGUCGAGAGCGAAAGCCAGAGGACUUUGGCCUGAUUCGGCAAAGUUGAUGGAAGAAAAGGUCACACCGCCAGAGCUCACGUCUGGGACACCAUCGAUGGUUGUUUUCGAAUUGUCGCAGGUGAUGACCGAGGCCAGAUUCGUGGCCUGUGUCGAAACUUCAUCGGGGAGAGCUUCGGAGCCAGUCACAAAGCAAGGAUUUUGUCUCUUGGGAAGAUGAGGCGCUUAUAUACGUUAGCAGAAGUGUUCAUCAAGAGAUGUGGCCAAGAAAAGGAUACAUACCUGCGAUGGCGCUUCCAGUCAGUGUGAUGAUGAUGGGAAGAAUAGGGAAGUGCAUUUUGUACGAGUGAGUGAGUAAAUGAGUGAGUGGCGAAUGAAUAGAAAGAGAGAUAAAACAAGAGUAUUAUAAACAAAGAUCCGCCAGGGAUUUACGAACUGAAGAGAAACAAGUUGAGAAGUGAUGAGUUUGUUUAGAUACUGUAGAUAGACAGAUACCGAGGAUCUACAGGCCUUUUAUACGCUGAGAGUAUAUGUGAC
This is a messenger RNA of Fusarium verticillioides 7600, 2372 nucleotides long. Its product is annotated as cytochrome c heme lyase. Gene Ontology annotation, cellular component: mitochondrion. Gene Ontology annotation, molecular function: holocytochrome-c synthase activity. Lineage: Eukaryota; Fungi; Ascomycota; Sordariomycetes; Hypocreales; Nectriaceae. The coding region runs from base 393 to 1349 and encodes 318 amino acids. The transcript is spliced from 3 exons. The record is from RefSeq and is a predicted model, not a curated record. Gene Ontology annotation, biological process: cytochrome c-heme linkage.